Pelobates cultripes (western spadefoot toad) is the source of this 39461-nucleotide messenger RNA. The record is from the annotation of a GenBank genome assembly. Lineage: Eukaryota; Metazoa; Chordata; Amphibia; Anura; Pelobatidae.
CGUGUAGCCCCGCCCUUUCCGGGAUUUGCCCCAGACAGACAUGGCGGUACCGGCUUCCAGCUCUAACAAUCCCAUCGUGUUCUUCGAUAUUCACAUCGGUGGGCAGGUAACGUCCACACAUUGAGAGCUCCCCCGGUCCCGUUAGAGAGUCAGACCCCGCCGUGGGCUGUGUAAGAGCUCAGUGUGCGGCUGGGGAUACGGUCACACAUGGCACAACGUCCUGGCAACAUAGCACUGACUGUGAUACCCAGGGAUCCAGCUCUAUGGCAUGCAGGACUAGGACAUUAUAGGAGGGAUAGCUCUAUGGCAUGCAGGACUAGGACAUUAUAGGAGGGAUCCAGCUCUAUGGCAUGCAGGACUAGGACAUUAUAGGAGGGAUAGCUCUAUGGCAUGCAGGACUAGGACAUUAUAGGAGGGAUAGUUCUAUGGCAUACAGGACUAGGACAUUAUAGGAGGGAUAGCUCUAUGGCAUGCAGGACUAGGACAUUAUUAUAGGAUGGAUCCAGCUCUAUGGCAUGCAGGACUAGGACAUUAUAGGAGGGAUAGCUCUAUGGCAUGCAGGACUAGGACAUUAUAGGAGGGAUAGCUCUAUGGCAUGCAGGGAUCCAGCUCUAUGGCAUGCAGGACUAGGAUAUUAUAGGAGGGAUAGCUCUAUGGCAUGCAGGACUAGGACAUUAUAGGAGGGAUAGCUCUAUGGCAUACAGGACUAGGACAUUAUAGGAGGGAUAGCUCUAUGGCAUGCAGGACUAGGACAUUAUAGGAGGGAUAGCUCUAUGGCAUGCAGGACUAGGACAUUAUAGCAGGGAUCCAGCUCUAUGGCAUGCAGGACUAGGACAUUAUAGGAGGGAUAGCUCUAUGGCAUGCAGGACUAGGACAUUAUAGGAGGGAUAGCUCUAUGGCAUGCAAGUGGACUAGGACAUUAUAGGAGGGAUAGCUCUAUGGCAUGCAGGACUAGGACAUUAUAGGAGGGAUAGCUCUAUGGCAUGCAGGACUAGGACAUUAUAGGAGGGAUAGCUCUAUGGCAUACAGGACUAGGACAUUAUAGGAGGGAUAGCUCUAUGGCAUGCAGGACUAGGACAUUAUAGGAGGGAUAGCUCUAUGGCAUGCAGGACUAGGACAUUAUAGGAGGGAUAGCUCUAUGGCAUACAGGACUAGGACAUUAUAGGAGGGAUCCAGCUCUAUGGCAUGCAGGACUAGGACAUUAUAGGAGGGAUAGCUCUAUGGCAUGCAGGACUAGGACAUUAUAGGAGGGAUAGCUCUAUGGCAUGCAGGACUAGGACAUUAUAGGAGGGAUAGCUCUAUGGCAUGUGCAUACAGGACUAGGACAUUAUAGGAGGGAUAGCUCUAUGGCAUGCAGGACUAGGACAUUAUAGGAGGGAUAGCUCUAUGGCAUGCAGGACUAGGACAUUAUAGGAGGGAUAGCUCUAUGGCAUGCAGGACUAGGACAUUAUAGGAGGGAUAGCUCUAUGGCAUGCAGGACUAGGACAUUAUAGGAGGGAUAGCUCUAUGGCAUGCAGGACUAGGACAUUAUAUGAUGGCUCUAUGGCAUGCAGGACUAGGACAUUAUAGGAGGGAUAGCUCUAUGGCAUGCAGGACUAGGACAUUAUAGGAGGGAUAGCUCAUGGCAUACAGGACUAGGACAUUAUAGGAGGGAUAGCUCUAUGGCAUGCAGGACUAGGACAUUAUAGGAUGGAUAGCUCUAUGGCAUGCAGGACUAGGACAUUAUAGGAGGGAUAGCUCUAUGGCAUGCAGGACUAGGACAUUAUAGGAGGGAUAGCUCUAUGGCAUGCACUGUGUGUGUUACUUCCAUACAGGACUAGGACAUUAUAGGAGGGAUAGCUCUAUGGCAUGCAGGACUAGGACAUUAUAGGAGGGAUAGCUCUAUGGCAUGCAGGACUAGGACAUUAUAGGAGGGAUAGCUCUAUGGCAUGCAGGACUAGGACAUUAUAGGAGGGAUAGCUCUAUGGCAUGCAGGACUAAGACAUUAUAGGAGGGAUAGCUCUAUGGCAUGCAGGACUAGGACAUUAUAGGAGGGAUCCAGCUCUAUGGCAUGCAGGACUAGGACAUUAUAGGAGGGAUAGCUCUAUGGCAGGCACUGUGUGUUCCUUCCAUACAGGACUAGGACAUUAUAGGAGGAAUUAGUGUUAUAGACUGCAGGAUGAUUUCUGGCAAGGGGAGCUUAAUCAGUGGGACUUUCUGGUCAUCAUAGAUAUAAAUAUAAAAACAAAGUGUCAAGUUAAUGAAUUACACAAUACUUGUGUGUGUCUGUAUAUAUGUAUAUAUAUAUUGCUCAGUUAAUGAAUUACACAAUACUCAUAUAUAUAUAUAUAUAUAUAUAUAUAUAUAUAGUGCUCAGAACAUCCUGUCCCUCAUACAGUGAAUACAAUACACUCUGUCCUUCAUACAGUGAUUGCAAUACACUCUGUCCCUCAUACAGUGAAUACAAUACACCUUGACCCUCACACAGUGAUUGCAAUAGACCCUGUCCCUCAAACAGUGAAUACAAUACACUCUGUCAACUACUCUCUCUCUUCUGGUGUGGUCCCUGCUGACCUUAGAGGGACACUAUAGUCACCAGAACAACUACAGCUUAUUGAAUUUGUUCUGGUGAGUAGAAUCAUUAACUUCAGGCUUUUUGCUGUAAACCAGGGCUGUCCAACCUGUGGCCCCCCAGAUGUGGCUGAACUACAACUCCCAUGAUUCCCUGGCUAUCUGUUUCAUUGAACGAAUCAUGGGAGUUGUAGUUCAGCAACAUCUGGGUGGGGCGCAGGUUGGUCAGGCCUGCUGUAAACACUGUCUUUUCAGAGAAAAUGCAGUCUUUACAUUACAGCCUAGUGAUAACUUCACUGGCCAUUCCUUAGAUGGCUGUUAGAGAUCCUUCCUGGGUCAUGGCUGCCUAAAAUGCAUCCAAACAUUCAGUACCUCCUCCCUCUGCAUGCAGACACUGAACUUUCAUUGUAAAAGUAAUUAACUGUAUAAAAGCCUAGUUGCAUUAUAUGCACUAUACGAAGGACUGUGUAUCUCCCAAAAUUUCAAAUGGACAAAGAAGGACACUUUCAUUAUAGAGGUGUUAGUGGGGCUGUUCUGAUAUUUUAUUUAGACUUAUGAAGAACAAAUUAUGCACCUAAAACACAAUGUAGAAUAAGAAGAAAUCAUCUUAUUUACACAAACUGGUUUGUAAACACAUUUAAUGUAUUUUGAAGAGACACUAAAGUCACCAGAACAUCUACAGCUUAAAGGGACACUAUAGUCACCAGAACAACUACAGCUUAUUGAAUUUGUUCUGGUGGGUAGAAUCAUUACCUUCAGGCUUUUUGCUGUAAACAUUGUCUUUUCAGAUAAAAAGCAGUGUUUACAUUAAAGCCUAGUGAUAACUUCAUUGGCCACUCCUUAGAUGGCUAUUAGAGAUCCUUCCUGGGUCAUGGCUGCCUAAAAUGCAUCCAAACAUUCAGUAUCUCCUCCCUCUGCAUGCAGACACUGAACUUUCCUCAGAGAUUCAUUGAUUCAGUUAAUCUCUAUGAGGAGAUGCUGAUUGGACUGGGUUGUGUUUGAAUCAUGCUGGCUCUGCCUCUUUGCCAGUCUCAGCCAAUCCUAUAGGGAAGCACUGUGACUGAAUCAGGCUACCACUUCUGAUGAUGUCAGCAGAUUGCUUGUUUUUCUGAGUCAAAUAGCAUGCAGAGUUACAGCUUCAGCCUUGAAUACAGUAAGAUUUUGCUAUAUUUAUGGAGGCAUGAGGUGGUUUUAACGCUAUAGGGUCAGGAAUACAUGUUUGUGUUCCUUACCCUAUAGUGAUCCUUUAAACAUGCCACUGUGGUACCUAUCAUGAAAAAAACAUCUCUUGACCCUUUCUCCCCCUCUAACUAUCGUCCCAUAUUCCUGCUCCCUUUCUCUUCAAAGCUUCUGGAAAGACUUGUCUUUACCCGUAUGUCUCACUUCCUCAAUUUCAGCUCUCUCCUUGACGAUCUUCAAUCUGACUUCCACCCUCUCCACUCUACUGAGACUGCUCUUAUCAAAGUUACUAACAAACUAAACGCAGCUAAAUCCAAAGGCCACUAUUCCAUACUAAUUCUUCUUGACCUCUCUGCUGCAUUUGACACUGUUGACUCCUUCUUCAAACUCUUCAAUCACUCAGUCUCUUUGACUCUGUCCUCUCGUGGUUUUCCUCUUAUCUCUCCCAACGCUAAUUCAGUGUCUCCUUUUCUAAUGAUACCUCCUCCUUUGUCCUGUCUCGGUUGGAGUCCCCCAAGGCUCAGUCCUUGGUCCCCUUCUAUUUUCUCUUUACACUGCCUCUCUUAGCAAACUUAUUACCUCAUUUGGAUUCCACUACCACCUGUACGCUGAUGACACCCAGAUAUAUCUCUCCUCCCGGGACCUCUCUCCUGCUGCCCUGCAAUGUGUCACUGCUUGCCUUUCUUCUAUCUCUUCCAUCUUCUUCCUUUCUUCCCGCUUUCUGAAAACUCAAUCUCUCUGAAACUAAGCUCCUUGUCUUUCCUCCUCCUAAUACUGAUCCUCUUCUUUCUCUAUCCCUGAAGUUAGUGGUAUCCACGUAAGUCCGUCCUUGCAAGCGUGCUGUCUUGGCGUCUUACUUGAUUCUGGCCUCACAUCCAGUAUGUUGCCAAAUCCUGUAGAUUCCAUCUUAAAAACAUAGUCCGCAUCUGCCCCUUUCUUACGCAAGAUGAUACCAAGGAGCUUGUCCAUGCUCUAGUAAUUUCCCGCAUGUAUUAUUGUAACUCUCUCCUAAUUUGUCUUCCAAAAGCCGUACUGCACCGCUACAGUCUGUAAUGAAUGCUGCCGCCAGACUUAUUUUCGUCUCUAGUCGGUCCUCUCACACCUCACCCCUCUGUCAGUCCUUACAUUGGCUUCCUGUAUCUUAUAGGAGUCAAUUCAAAGUGCUAACCCAUACCCAUAAAGCAAUGAACAAUUUCAGACCACGCCGCAUAAGGAGGAAUGGUUACAUAGGGUGGAGGAGAUACAGGGUGCGGAGGCGAUGCAUGCUUCCCUCACAGGUAGGGCAGUCGGGCACGCGGAGGCAUGGUUGCCGUGGUACGAAUACAUUGCGAGAGGGCUGUAGGUGGGGGGGAGUUCGGGGGGGGGGCAGUGGCGGAGGCGCAAUGGAGUGGGAGAUGUCGGUGGAUACAUCUCCCUCACCUAUUCUUUCUAUGCCUUUCUCUUUACCUUUUCUGGUUGACUUAGAGGUAGACUAUAUCCUAACAUCAUACAUAGCCAUUAGGGUGACUUUUUCAAUACGGAUGCAUACACUGCACAGAUACUCCGAGAGAUGUCAGACACGAUAAAGGUACGAUCUCAUAGAGACCACACAAGACUGACGCUGGCACGCUGCGUUUUCAAACCUGACGGGAAUCAGGGUUACGAGGCAGGAAUUAGAGGGCUGGUGGAGAGAUCUGAUGAGAUAGUAUUGAAUUAAUCAGACUUGACACGGCACCCACCACAUCAGGAUAAACACACGGACCGGGUUCCAUGACAUAUAUAAGACUGCUCUGCUCAUACGCACCAGACAGACAUACAAGAUGUUGGACAUACGACUCACAUACACAUGGCUCCAUUUGAAAUCAGGCUUCAAUCAAACUGGUGAUCAUAAAUAAUACCUACCUGGACUUGAAGGCCGGUCAAACGCCAGUUAUGCCUACCCUGUCUUAUCUCAGUAAACGCUGGGCCUUUCACUCUCACGAGGAGAAUUUAGCCACACACAUUGGAGACAAGCGGAGAUAAAUGGUUAUGUAAUAGGUAUUACAAUAGUUGGGAUUUGCUAAUAUGUCCGGGGGACAGUUACUGUAUAAACAGGUAAUAUGUUAUGUUCGGAUUGGGCCUGCGAGUCCAUCACAACACAAAAGUUUGUAAUUGAUGAUGUGUGUUGCUCAGUUUCAAGAAUCAGAUGAAAAUCUCAAUAAAAAGAUUUACAAAAAAAUAAAAAUAAAGCAAUGAACAAUUCUAGCCCCUCUUAGAUCUCUUCACAGAUCCAUAGGUAUGCCCCUUUUCAGUUUCUCUGCUCUGCCUGUGACAUUCUCCUGUUUGCUGCUCACGCUUACAGGACUUCUUGCGGGCGGCUCCCUUCCUAUGGAAUAGCCUGCCUACCGCCAUCAGACUCUCCCCUAGUCUUCAAAAAAACCAUCUCUUUAGGAAAGCUUAUGGCCACCCAGAGUAACCUCUACCUUAAAUACCUGUCUCUUGCUCUCUCCUAAAGGGCAACACUCUACUCUAUCCUCCAGCUCUGCUUCACUCCCACCUAUUUCCUGUCCUAAUGUGUUUUUUUUUAUUCUUCUUUAUUUUUCUUCUGCCAAGAAUUGACAAUCUUGCAUUCAAUGCCACAACAGCUCACGAGUGCAUAACUUCAGUAACAUUCAUAUGACAUAGGUUAGUAGUGCACAUUUUUAAAAUAUAAGACAAUGAACGUUCCGCCAGUAAACCAAAGAAUACACGUUAAACGCAUCAGCAGAGCAGUAAGACACACAAAUACAAUUUAAAUGACAUACUUGUUAUAUCUACGCAGAUUACUAAAUAAUGUAAGGCUUAUUAAUUUUGCUGAGACCACGAAAAUAGGAGGGAGACCCAGCCCUAUGGGUCUUAAGUAAAGAAGCAGUAAUCAUGUCGUAGAGAUAAACAGUAAUGGGGUCAGUCGGGGGUGUUAACUGUUAAAUUACACUUUAAUAACCCCUGAGCAUUGUCCUCUUAUCAGGGCAAAUCUUAAAAUGUGUGCUGGCAUCCUGAGUCAACAAAUCCGGAGACUUAAACAGUGCUGGGCGAUACUCUAAAAUAACGAAAAAUAAUAAUUAACAAGCAACUGGGACUGAUGAAGGAGUCAGUACGUCCGUCAGUACGUCUCUGUGUGGCUGCUGGGGCUUCUUAGGUAUCAGCCAUUGUCAGCUGCAGCGCGUGGUGUAAAAGGGUCGAUACUGUGUACUUCCCAGCUGUGACCUUGACGUGUCGUGCUAUCUGAAGACAGGGUAAGGCCCAGUACCUGAAGGAAGGCAGCGGAGUCCUCCGCGGUGGAAAACUGAUGUGCGUCCAUCUUUUGUUGACUAUUAGGGCUCAAGAGAGGCCCCACUUGUAGCUAAUGUUUGCAGAGUGCAGGGUCUUUGUUACAUGUUGGAAGGACCGUCUCCAUUCCAGGGUGGAGCGACAUAAGUCUUGUAGGAAUUGGAGUUGCAUCUCCUCAAUCUGAAGGGGUGUUCUGGUUUUCAUUGCUUCUUGCAGUGCCAGCUUGUCGCAAAGCAGUGGGAAACGUACUAGAAUAUCUCGGGGAAUCUUAGCCAGUCUGAAGCAGCUGCCUACCUGAAUAUCCUUUGCAUGUUCAGUAACGGAUUCGGCGAUACCCCUGAUUUUAAGGUUAUUGGGCCUCCACGCGUCAUCCAGGGUAUCCAGUCUAACCUGCAUGGUUUUGUGGGAUGCCUGUAGUUGUUGUAAUAACUCGUUGGUGCCUCUUUAAAGAGGGCUCUUAUGUUUGUCAUCAGAGCUUUGAUAUCCCCCUUUUGUAGCUGGGGCUGUCAGGUCUUCCCCUCAUUGAGGGGUGAUUAGGCUCUCAGCGCGGGGUAUGUCAUAGGGUGCAUCAAGGAGUUCUUCCUCAGAGGAUAUAUAAUGUUUGCGACGCCAUUUUGAGUCUAGGCCGCGGCUUUAGGAGGUCGGCGAUAUCGCGGGAGCCAUCCCCCAUGUGGGUUUUAAGCUUUUUAGUCUUCUUCCCCAUUGCGAGCUGAGGUGCUGAACCCCAUCUCGGAUGGAAUCAGGGUAGGUAAGUGCCCCAAAUUUGCUGUAUGCUGUGCCAGCCAUGGCAGCUUAGCUGACAUGCGUCUGCUCUCUUCAGCGUUGAAGCCACGCCCCCUAAUGUAUUUUAUACCCCACCUCCUAUAGACUGUAAGCUCGUUUGAGCAGGGAGCUCUUCAACCUAUCAUUCCUGUAAGUUUUUUUGUAAUUGUCCCAUUUAUUGUUAAAUCUCUCCUCUCAUAAUAUUGUAAAGCGCUACGGAAUCUGUUGGCGCUAUAUAAAAUGCAAUAAUAAAAAUAAUUUACCCUUACACUUUGGGGGAGGGUGGGGGAGGGAGCAGUAGUGCUAGGAAUACAACUUUGUAUUCCUAGCUCUAUAGUUUUCCUUUUUAAGGAUCACUAUAGGGUCAGCAACACAAACAUGUAUUCCUGACCCUAUAGUGUAAAAAACACCAUCUAGCCCCCCUGGGCCCCUCAUGCCUCCAUAAAUAUAGCAAAAUCUUACUAUAUUCAAGCCUGAAGCGGUAACUCUUCAUGCUGUUUGCCUCAGAAAAACAAGCAGUCUGCUGACAUCAUCAGAAGUGGUGGCCUGAUCCAAUCACAAUGCUUCCCGAUUGGCUGAGACUGACAAACAGGCAGAUCAGGGGCAUGGCCAGCAUGAUUCAAACACAGCCCUGGCCAAUCAGCAUCUCCUCAUAGAGAUUAAUUGAAUCAAUAACUCUCUAUGAGGAAAGUUCAGUGUCUGCAUGCAGAGGGGGGAAAUACUGAAUGUUUGGAUACAUUUUAGGCAGCCAUGACCCAGGAAGGAUCUCUAACAGCCAUCUGAGGAGUGGCCAGUGAAGUUAUCCCUAGGCUGUAAUGUAAACACUGCUUUUCCUCUGAAAAGACAGUGUUUACAGCAAAAAGCCUAAAGGUAAUGAUUCUACCCACCAGAACAAAUUCAAUAAGCUGUAGUUGUUCUGGUGACUAUAGUGUCCCUUUAAGCUGUAGAUGUUCUGGUGACUUUAGUGUAUCUUCAAAAUACAUUAAAUGUGUUUACAAAUCAGUCUGUGUAAAUAAGAUGAUUUCUUCUUAUUCUACAUUGCAUUUUAGGUGCAUAAUUUGUUCUUCAUAAGUCUAAAUAAAAUCUCACUAACACCCCUAUAAUGAAAGUGUCCAUUUGAAAUUUUGGGAGAUACACAGUCCUUCGUAUAGUGCAUAUAAUGCAACUAGGCUUUUAUACAGUUAAUUAAUUUUACAAUGUAAUUCCUUUGGUAAACACAAUACACCCUGUCCUUUGUACAGUGAAUACAGUACGCCCUGUCAUUCCUAGUGGAGUGUGGUUGUUGCAGUACCAAAAAUAAAACAACAUUUACACUACUGAAUAUAUAUGCAAAACAAUGCUGUGAUACCUCUGCAUAGGGAAUGUAAUGCAAAAACAUAGAAAAAGCACAAUUCAUUUUAUAGGGGCCACUAGUGAACCCUAAUGUAAAAGUUCUGACCAAAACCUAGAAUUUAGCUAUAUGUUGUUCAACCAUAAUUUACCUCUUUCAUAUAAAGUGUGUCCACUUUUAUUAUAUAUCAUUUUGGUAGGAAAAAUGUGAGAAAUUAAUACAUUUUCUUUUUCAUUUAAUUCUAAAUGUAUAUUUAUACAGUAUUUGUCCAUAAUUAUGCUGUUUUACUAAUUAUAUGUUGGAGGAUGUGCCUGACAACCCAGGUUGUCCCCAUGCAGGCAAUCAUGUAAAGCAGCUGAUAAGUCAUGUGUUUGUGGUUUCAUUGCGAUCACAUGAUGCGGAUGGGCAGGAUUUGCUGCAGGGGACUAACUCGAUUGUCAGGCAGUCCCCCAUCAGAUCCACUCCGGGGAAGGCCCAAUUUUUAGGGCGUACUCUGCCACCCUAAUGGCGUUAAAGCCCUCCUUUUGUAGGACGGGAUAGUAUGCCCUAAUGUUGUUAAGGGUUUAAUGAAAAGCACGAAAUAAUACAUUUUUGGGGACCCCUGUCUCUCUAUCAAUGUACAAUGCCCUUUCAUUGAAACAUGUAAACAAUGUCCUUCAUGCAAUGAGUGCAAUACACAUUGUCAGUCAUACAGUGAAUACAAAGUCUUUGCCAUAAAAAUAGUCAGUGUAGUUUGCCUUCCUUGCCAUGCAUUAGUACAUUACACAUUCUCUGCUCUACAUACAGAUAGCAGAGUGCACCUUCCCUGCCAUACAUACAGUUAGCAGAGUGCACCUUCCCUGCCAUACAUACAGUUAGCAGAGCGCACCUUCCCUGCCGUACAUACAGUUAGCAGAGUGCACCUUCCCUGCCGUACAUACAGUUAGCAGAGUGCACCUUCCCUGCCGUACAUACAGUUAGCAGAGUGCACCUUCCCUGCCGUACAUACAGUUAGCAGAGUGCACCUUCCCUGCCGUACAUACAGUUAGCAGAGUGCACCUUCCCUGCCGUACAUACAGUUAGCAGAGUGCACCUUCCCUGCCGUACAUACAGUUAGCAGAGUGCACCUUCCCUGCCGUACAUACAGUUAGCAGAGUGCACCUUCCCUGCCGUACAUACAGUUAGCAGAGUGCACCUUCCCUGCCGUACAUACAGUUAGCAGAGUGCACCUUCCCUGCCGUACAUACAGUUAGCAGAGUGCACCUUCCCUGCCGUACAUACAGUUAGCCUUCCCUGCCGUACAUACAGUUAGCAGAGUGCACCUUCCCUGCCGUACAUACAGUUAGCAGAGUGCACCUUCCCUGCCGUACAUACAGUUAGCAGAGUGCACCUUCCCUGCCGUACAUACAGUUAGCAGAGUGCACCUUCCCUGCCGUACAUAGUUAGCAGAGUGCACCUUCCCUGCCGUACAUACAGUUAGCAGAGUGCUCCUUCCCUGCCGUACAUACAGUUAGCAGAGUGCUCCUUCCCUGCCGUACAUACAGUUAGCAGAGUGCUCCUUCCCUGCCGUACAUACAGUUAGCAGAGUGCACCUUCCCUGCCGUACAUACAGUUAGCAGAUUACACAUUCUCUGCUAUACAUACAGAUAGCAGAGUGCACCUUCCCUGCUAUACAUACAGUUAGCAAAUUACACCUUCCCUGCCAUACAUAUAGUUAGCAGAGUGCACCUUCCCUGCCAUACAUACUGUUAGAAUAGUGCACCUUCCCUGCCAUACAUACAGUUAGCAGAUUACACCUUCCCUGCCAUACAUACAGAUAGCAGAUUACACUUUCCCUGCCAUACAUACAGGGAGUGCAGAAUUAUUAGGCAAAUGAGUAUUUUGACCACAUCAUCCUCUUUAUGCAUGUUGUCUUACUCCAAGCUGUAUAGGCUCGAAAGCCUCGAAAGCCUACUACCAAUUAAGCAUAUUAGGUGAUGUGCAUCUCUGUAAUGAGAAGGGGUGUGGUCUAAUGACAUCAACACCCUAUAUCAGGUGUGCAUAAUUAUUAGGCAACUUCCUUUCCUUUGGCAAAAUGGGUCAAAAGAAGGACUUGACAGGCUCAGAAAAGUCAAAAAUAGUGAGAUAUCUUGCAGAGGGAUGCAGCACUCUUAAAAUUGCAAAGCUUCUGAAGCGUGAUCAUCGAACAAUCAAGCGUUUCAUUCAAAAUAGUCAACAGGGUCGCAAGAAGCGUGUGGAAAAACCAAGGCGCAAAAUAACUGCCCAUGAACUGAGAAAAGUCAAGCGUGCAGCUGCCACGAUGCCACUUGCCACCAGUUUGGCCAUAUUUCAGAGCUGCAACAUCACUGGAGUGCCCAAAAGCACAAGGUGUGCAAUACUCAGAGACAUGGCCAAGGUAAGAAAGGCUGAAAGACGACCACCACUGAACAAGACACACAAGCUGAAACGUCAAGACUGGGCCAAGAAAUAUCUCAAGACUGAUUUUUCUAAGGUUUUAUGGACUGAUGAAAUGAGAGUGAGUCUUGAUGGGCCAGAUGGAUGGGCCCGUGGCUGGAUUGGUAAAGGGCAGAGAGCUCCAGUCCGACUCAGACGCCAGCAAGGUGGAGGUGGAGUACUGGUUUGGGCUGGUAUCAUCAAAGAUGAGCUUGUGGGGCCUUUUCGGGUUGAGGAUGGAGUCAAGCUCAACUCCCAGUCCUACUGCCAGUUCCUGGAAGACACCUUCUUCAAGCAGUGGUACAGGAAGAAGUCUGCAUCCUUCAAGAAAAACAUGAUUUUCAUGCAGGACAAUGCUCCAUCACACGCGUCCAAGUACUCCACAGCGUGGCUGGCAAGAAAGGGUAUAAAAGAAGGAAAUCUAAUGACAUGGCCUCCUUGUUCACCUGAUCUGAACCCCAUUGAGAACCUGUGGUCCAUCAUCAAAUGUGAGAUUUACAAGGAGGGAAAACAGUACACCUCUCUGAACAGUGUCUGGGAGGCUGUGGUUGCUGCUGCACGCAAUGUUGAUGGUGAACAGAUCAAAACACUGACAGAAUCCAUGGAUGGCAGGCUUUUGAGUGUCCUUGCAAAGAAAGGUGGCUAUAUUGGUCACUGAUUUGUUUUUGUUUUGUUUUUGAAUGUCAGAAAUGUAUAUUUGUGAAUGUUGAGAUGUUAUAUUGGUUUCACUGAUAAUAAUAAAUAAUUGAAAUGGGUAUAUAUUUGUUUUUUGUUAAGUUGCCUAAUAAUUAUGCACAGUAAUAGUCACCUGCACACACAGAUAUCCCCCUAACAUAGCUAAAACUAAAAACAAACUAAAAACUACUUCCAAAAAUAUUCAGCUUUGAUGUUAAUGAGUUUUUUGGGUUCAUUGAGAACAUGGUUGUUGUUCAAUAAUAAAAUUAAUCCUCAAAAAUACAACUUGCCUAAUAAUUCUGCACUCCCUGUACAGUUAGCAGAGUGCACCUUCCCUGCCAUACAUAGUGUUAGUACAGUACACCUUCCCUACAUACAUACAGAUAGCACAGUGCAUCUUCCCUGUAUUACAUAUAGGUAGCAGAGUACACCUUUCUGCCGGACAGUCAGUACAGUACCACCACCUUCCCUGCCUUUCAUACAAUUGGCACAGCACACCUUCCCUGCCAAUCAUACAGGUAGCACAGUACAUCCUCCCUAUCAUACAUACAGAUAGCACUAUAUGCCUUCCCUGCUAUAUAUAAAGUGAGUAGAAUAUGCUUUUUGCCAUACAGUCAGUGCAGUUUGCCUUCUUCGCCAUACAUACAUUUAGUAAAUUACACCUUCCCUGCCAUACAUACAGAUAGCACAGUGCACCUUCCAUGCCUUACAUAUAGUCAGCGUAUUACACCUUCAAUGCCAUACAUACAGUUAGCACAGCACACCUUCCCUGUCAUUCAUACAGUUAGCAUAUUGUCUGUCUAUGUUGUAAUAUCUAUUUACUGUGUUUUUAGGAGGUUGGUCGAAUGAAAAUUGAACUCUUUGCAGAUGUUGUGCCAAAAACAGCAGAAAAUUUUAGGUAAGUUGAUGGCUUGAAUAGUUCCUGGGUCCUGUACUCAAUAAAUAAAUAAAAAAAUAAAAAAACAGCAUACUCAAGUUAUACCUGUAUGAUGGGACCAGUGCCCUGUACUCAUGGAGUGUUAGGUUCUUAAUUUAAAAAAUAAAAAUAAGUUUAUAAUCGUUAUAGUUAUUUCUGGAAAAGCAAAGUCUGCCACGGAAAUUAUAUCAAAUUAUAUCUGCUCUAUUUCGUGAGCACUCGUUAUGGCUACCAUUGCUUUUUUUUUUUUGAGUGGACAAAACAUUCUCAUGAGCAACAAGUUUUCUUUAAAUGCUGUGACAGAUGGACCCAAUUUAUAUACUGACGUUUCUACUGUAUUAAUAUAGAUGUAUUUGAUAUUUUUUCUCCAUCUUUCCUUAAUGUUAUGUAAUGCUUGGCACAUGUAUUAUUCAUGUUGACUUGUGAUAAACUGCUUUAAAUGUCCGCCUGAGCUCCUAAAAUAAAGAAUAAAAAAAUAAUAAUAAUUAUGUGACAGAAUAUAUAAAUAUAGAUAAAAACAAUAGCUUGCCCUUCAGUUAGUACUUGUUUAGAUCUCAAACAGGUUUUAGUUUACUGGUAUAAUUACAGAGGAACCCUAAAUCAUUUCCGUAUCACACUGAUUAAAAUUACAAAGAAAUUCAAUGUAAUCUAAACAUUAGAGGAACACGUCACUCUUCAUAAGUACUACGGUCCUCUGUAGUGGUUAUGGUGCUAGUAAUGCGUUGGCGUCCCUCCCUGAGUAAGUAUUUAGAAUGUUUAAGAACAACUAAAGGCAUAUGAGGAAAGGAACCCUCUUGGCUGUGUUGUUGUCAUCCGACACACAUUACCAAAUUCUCAAAUCAGCAACUUUUAUAAAAUAGAGUUGCAGGGACACUCAUAGAGUACCUCGAGAAGGUGAAGUGUUUUAGUGGUUUUAACAUUAGGCAAUAGCAACAUUCAACAUAAACAAAUAAGUGGCAAUGACAUUAGCAAGGAUGGGAUUGUCCGUGAGAAACCUUUCAGGUACAUUUUCCAAUAUGUUAAUAGCAUAUUUGCACUUGAUUUACCUGUCUCUUGUGAUUGGAAUCUUAGGAAUUCCAAUCAUGCAUCUGACACCUACUUUUGUCAGACUGACUUUUGAAUUUGUAUCCAUGUAAAUCUUUAUAACCAGUUUUGUUACUAGUUUAUCAGGGGAGGCCUGAUGAGCCUUUCAAAGGCAAAACAUGUUGGCCUGAAGCUAGAUUUGAUUUAUUUUGUAAUUGGUUUAGAAAACCAGUGAGGAUGUUGGACGUGUGACUGUGUGUGUUGUCACAUAAUGCAUUCUUUGGCAAAUAGUUUAACAAAAUAGUAAAAUCUAUCUUCACAAACAGUAAAAGGCUGUCUUACCUUUAGAGGUUAACCCCCCGAAGUUGGUCUCCUGGUGCCCAACACCACUGUAACUUUAAAGGGACGCUAUAGGGUCAGGAGCACAAACAUGUAUUCCUGUCCCUAUAGUGUUAAAACCACCAUCUAGCGCUGGCCUCUUGUCUCCCUAAAUAUAUUAAAAUCUUAUUUCCAUUUAAGUCUACAGCUGCUGCCUCUGCCCCUGAUCUGCCUGCUUGGUUGACAUUAUCAGAAGUGAUUAUAUGAGCCAAUCACAAUGCUUUCCCAUAGGAUUGGCUGAAACUGUCAAGGAGGCAGAUCGGGACAGAGCCAGCACAAGCCAAACACCAAUCAGCAUCUCCUCAAAGAGAUGCAUUGAAUCAAUGCAUCUCUAUGAGGAAAGUUUGGUGUCUCCAUGCAGAGGGUGGAGACACUGAAUGGCAGUCACACUGUGGAGCACUGCCCCAGGAAGCACCUCUAGCAGCCAUCUGAGGAGUGACCAGUGGAGUUAUCCCUAGGUUGUAAUGUAAACACUGCAUUUUCUCUAAAAAUACAGUAUUUACUGCAAAAGGCCUGCAGGGAGCUAUUAUACUCACCAGAACAAAUACAAUAAGCUGUAGGUGUUCUGGUGACUAUGGUGUCCAUUUAAUAUCUAUUGUACCACAACUCCCAAUCUUUAUUUUUUUUUUUUGUGAUAAUUAUUCUUUAGGAGUUUUCCCCCAUACAGGAUUAUGAGGUGGUGGGUGCACGGAGCAGGAACCCAACCAGUUAAUUGAUUUCUUAUUUAUUAGAGUGAGAUCUGAUAUGAAUUCAAACAGAGUUUUAGAUUUAGGGCCAAACUAGUUGUACUGGGAAAAAUAUUCAAGUUAACUGUUUCCAGUUUGUCUACUUUGGCUUUAAUUUUGAAAUUAACUUUAAAUUUCCUACAAUUCUCAUUUUAGUAAAGAAUAUAUUUAUAUUUUUAUCUUUCUCUCUCUCUCCCACCCUCUAUAUUUCAUGUAUUGUUCCGAUGGGCUCACAUAGUUGCAUGUAUCUGACCUCUAUAACCCAAGAAGUUGAUCAGUUCCUCAAUUGUUCUGAUAUUUUUUGGACUCUCAAGGUGGAAGGUGUUAAAAUCCUCUGGUUGGUUGACUUAAGGGAUUUAACAGUUAUUAUAUAGCUUAAUAAGGAGUUGAAUUGUGUUAAGGAGAAGUGUAGGAAUACUGGAGAUGGGGAAGCUGAAUUUGAUCUGCAUAUAGCAAAGAAAACACUUCCUGAAAUGUGGGCCAAAAAUAUAGUAGCAAAUCCACCCUUCUUUGGGAGUAUCGCUAGCUUAAAUCAGGCUUGGAAAGUGAGAUAAGGUGUAGGUUAUGGGGCUUUUCCAGCAAAAUAUGGUUUGGAAUAUUUCUUGGUGAUUAAAGGAACACUAUAGGCACCAAAACUACUUUAGCUUAAUGAAGUGAUUUUGGUUUAUAGAUCAUUCCCCUGCAGUCUACUCAAUUCACUGCCAUUUAAAUCACUUUGUUUAUGCAGGUUUAGUCACAUGUGACUUAUUCAACCUUCCUAAACACUUCCUGUAGAGAGUCAUAUAAUAUUUACAGUUCAUUUAUUACAAAUGUGUUUAUGUUUAAUUUAGAAUUUCUUAUAUCCUGUUCUAUUAAUAAUCUUCUAGAUCCUGGAGGAGCCACCUGUGUGUAAAUAAACGUCAACUUACAGAGCAGAAUAUAAAAACUUCUAAAGCAAGUUAACUUCUCAUUGAAAAUAAAAUCUCUUUUUCCAUGCAGGCUGUAUGAGUCACAGCUAGGGGAGGUGUGGCUGGGGCUGCAUGGACAGAGUUACCUCCUAAAUGCCAGAGAAUUGAGCAGUGAGAUUGCAGGGGCAUGAUUUAUACACUAAAACUGCUUCAUUAAGCUAAAGUUGUUUUGACGCCUAUUAUGUCCCUUUAAGCAUUAAUGGAGCUUUUAUGGAGCAAGAUAAAAUGGAGUUCCAUUGAUACAAAAAUAUUACUGUGGCCUUGUGGUUUUUUCCUAAGUGUUCUAUCUAAGAAUUUUAAACAAUCCUUUAAAAAUAUCUAAGAAGCUUGCUUUCUUGAACUCUGAAAGGAUAUCUAGCUUAUAUGCCCUUAGUUAGAUGUAGAGAAUGAUUGGUGAGUUGGCAGCAAAAAUAUAAAGGAUGACAGUCUAGGAUCGUAAAGGUGGAAAUAAAAUGUUAUUUGUAUAAACUUCCAGGACUCCCAGUAGGUGUUCUACUGGCUAAUAGGUAGCUUGCUUAGUGGGAAUACAGUGUACAUCCAUGGCAUGGACUGCUUCCUCUAGUCUUAUAUGUAGUGGAAUGGAUAGAGUGCAACACACCAGAAAGGAAGGCAGAAUUAUGGGAACAAAAGGCUGAGGAGAAAGGGGAAAAAAAGAUAAUUAUGCCCUUUGCCAAGUAGACAUCAUACAUAAACUACAAAUGCAGUUGAUAAAAGGCGUUUGUUUAUAUUGCAACUAUACUAGAAGUAAACUGGCAUAUAAGUCAACGAUUUACAUAGCCUGAAACUUGAUCUGUCUACUGUGAAAUAUGGUUCCUUAGCUUGGAUUUAUUUGGUUGACUGCUGUGAACUGCAUAUAUAUCUGUUCUGCUGUGACACACCCUUAUCUAAGGAAUUGCAUAAUCCACUUCAUGAUAAGACCAUGUGAUCACGGUCCUAAUUGUAGUGCUGACUUUCCUUAAGGUCAAGGUACACAACGCUGUAAACAAAUUGUUGCCAGCACUGCCCUUUUAGCCAGUUAGAUAGAAUGUAUUCUUAAAUAGGCACGUGUUUAAUGGUCUCAUGAAUCUAAUUUUUCACUUUUAAAAGAUUUAAAUCGACUCUGUCACUUUUUAGUAUUUUAUGAAGAUAAAACGCUUAUGAAGCACUCCUGCUGGUUCUCACUUCCAUUGCAAUUUAUAAAAAAAAAUACAUAAUUAGACAGAGUAUGCAGGAAGCCAAAAUGUAGCUGCUCUCAACUUCUUCAGCAGUUUCAUUCAUCAUUUUUCAUGAAUGUAACUACUGCCAGAGCUGAACUACAUAUCCUGUAACACUCUGCUGUACAAAGUUAAUCCCACGGACUAAAGUAGGUGGCUCCUGCUAGUUGGAAUCUCUUACUGGUGUUUGUACAGCAGCUGAAGGAAACUUAGGAGGACUCUGUCAAACACAUAAAGCACUUCAGCUUGCUCUAGUGCUUUAUGUGUGAAGAGUGUGCCCUCCUUGUUUUGUAAAAGUGCAGAUUUUAAUAAUAAUUUCAGUAAUACAGCACACUGAGAAGUCUGUGAUUGAACUGCUUCCGAAUAAGGACACUGGUCAUUCCGUGGUAGGUGCAGAUACUAGAUCUACAGUUUUGGCAAGCAAAUACUCCAUAUAUCUCAAAGAAAAAAUGCAAAAAGAAUUGCAUGCAAGGUUUCUUUGAGGGUUUAUCUACGAAACUAUUACUGAACUGUGACAACAGUCUCAUCUUCUUGGCUGGAGAAUAUUAGUGUGUGUGUGUGUGCUUGCGCUUGCUGCAAAUGAUCGCCCUAUAGAAUGCUUCUCAUAGGAAAAAAAUAACUAAUGAUUUACUUCCACAAGUUGAAGUAGUUUAGGAAUUAGGAGUGUCCCUUCUAUAACCAGAUUGGAGUGAUGCUUCUUUGCUGUCUGGCCAGUGUGAUGAACUAGACUUUUUUCAGACAGACACAUUACUGUAUUAAUUUUACAUUGACUCCUUUGAAGAUCUAUCCCUUCUAACAAUAUGUUUUUAUUUGGUCAUUUAAUGUCAUUUCACUUUAAUUGUUAUUGCACUCAAGAGCAGGCAUUUAGGAUGGUAUUAAUUCAUUCAAUUACGGUUUAAAUAGACUUAAUUGUUUUAAAUUAAUUCGGUUACCUAAUAAAAGUUGAGCAUUUUUAAUGACCAUUUAUCAAUUUUUCUCUUUUCAGGCAGUUUUGCACAGGUGAAUUCAGGUUAGUAUCUUCACUUCAAGAUCAUUGUCUAAACAGCAAUUGUCCAGAAAGGCAACAAAGCUUUCAUCUGAUUGAAAAUGCGAAUUCACCAAAUCUGGAGCAGGAGUAAAAUAUAGUGCAUCAAAGAAAACUUAAUAUUGCAAACUAACAACAAAAUCUGUUGUGAUUCUCAUUUUUCCCUAUGCUAUUAUUAUUGUUUUGUGACAGGGGCUGUUUGAUUGUCAUGUGCGUGUUUCCUCAUGUUUGUGUUGACAUCUAAAUGAGUCAACAGGGUUGACUAACCUGAAGUCUGGCAUAGGGCAUCAUGCCAACGUCAGCCUUCACCGAUUUAAAUGCACUCUGUUCACUAUUUGCUUAUCUAAGCUCUUAAUACAAGUUCAUAAAGUCAACAAGAUGAUACAGUCUUCAAUAAUCAAAUGAAAAUUACAAACCCAAGGUCAGAGCCUCUGUCUGUUUUAACCUUUAGGCAUUUUCACGUUAGGUGCUUGUUUGUAGACAUAGAAUGGGCCAGAGGUCAGGGACCUAUUUCUCUCGUGAUGCUUACUCUACUAUAUCAAAGUUAAUAAUUUUUAUAUGGCUGAGAUCCCCCCUUUGUGCUGUAGGUCUGAUUAAAAAUGAAACACUUUUUUUUUCAUGUUAAGUGUGAGUCAUAGCCGGGGGGAGUUGUAGGGGAGGCUAGGGCUGCAGAAACAGGAACAAAGGUGAUUUAACUCCUAAAUGGCAUAUAUUUAAGAAGUGAGAAUGCAGUGGAAUAAUCUAUAAACCAGAACUACUUUGUUUAGCUUAAGUCGUUUUAGUGCUCAGAGAAUCCCUUUAAGGAGUUAAAUGUUGAGAGGUAUGUUUUAAGUGCUGAAACAUCAGGCAGGAGGUUUUUAUAUAUAUUUUUUAAUCGUCAAUUGUUCCUCCUCGUGUAGAACAUGUAUGGGGGAUCUUCAAUUCUCUAUUUAUAAAAAAACAAACCAAAAGCAAAUAAUUUAUUUAAUUACUUGCGUUAAUAUUAAAGUGUUUCCCUAAGUGCAAACGUGUUAUUCUAUGUUUAAUGAAUUAAAUCCAAUUGUCAUAAUUUCAGCUAUAGUUUUCUCUCAUGGGUUUUAUUGCAGGAAAGAUGGUGUUCCUAUAGGUUAUAAAGGAAGCACUUUCCAUAGGUAAGUACAGCUGGAUGCUUCAAUGUAUUCUCCAUGUGCGUUAUUGAUAUGUUAUUGGUAUUAACUCAUAAUGUGUUGGUCUUGAUGCAUUAACAGUACUUAUUGUAAGUGCUAUUUUUAAGGACAUUCUAGAACUCUAGGUUUUAACCUUUUGCCAAGGACCCCCAAAUGGCAAAGAAAAUAUUACAUUGGAUAAACAUUUUUAAAUUUUUCAGUAAUUUUCAACUGUCGUAUAAAACAUUAUCAAGAUGGAUUCUGCAUAAUUCUUCUCAUUGUCCAAACGUACUUUACUGCCCAUAGGAAGGCGGUACGGUACGGUACUGCUACAGUAAACCACUACAGUAAACCACUAGUUGUAAACAUUAGCCUUGGACCUGACUAAUAGGAUGUCUGUUCUAAGAAUUACAGACCCACAGAAAAAAAAACAGCUACAAUGUGUUUCUUUUGAUAAUGUGUAAACUUCAGCUUAAAGGACCACUCUAGGCACCCAGACCACUUCAGCUUAAUGAAGUGGUCUGGGUGCCAGGUCCUUCUAGGCUUAACCCAUUUUUUCUUAAUUAUAGCAGUUUCAGAGAAACUGCUAUAAUUAUGAAUGGGUUAAGCCUUCCCCCAUUCCCUCUAGUGGCUGUCUCAUUGACAGCCACUAGAGGCGCUUGCGUGCUUCUCACUGUGAUUUCACAGUGAGAGCACGCAAGCGUCCAUAGGAAAGCAUUGUAAAUGCUUUCCUAUGCGACGGGCUGAAUGCGCGCGCAGCUCUUGCCGCGCGUGCGCAUUCAGCCGGCAGGCGGAGGCGGAGGAGGAGAGCUCUCCGCCCAGCGCUGGAAAAAGGUAAGUUAUUACCUCUUUCCCCCUUCCAGAGCCGGGCGGGAGGGGGUCCCUGAGGGUGGGGGCACCCUCAGGGCACUAUAGUGCCAGGAAAACGAGUAUGUUUUCCUGGCACUAUAGUGGUCCUUUAAUGUUAUCAAUUGGCAAAUACUAUUUUUGCAUUUGCUAAAAAAAAAAAAAAAAAAUACGCUAUGGCCGCAUAUGUUAAAAUAGAUGUUAAACAUUCCUAAUAUUUCUGAAUGUUUGACAAUUAUUUAACUUUCUUUCAUUUUUGGUAUUUGUUGUAUGAACCCCAUUUUGUUAAAGCUAGUGUGCUACGUUGUGAUAAUUUUUGUACUGUUUAAAAGUAUCACCUUUAGGAAUUAAUCAGUUUUUUGCUGUAGCCAGUAAUAUAGUCCACUUCUGUAGCCAUUUUGUGUGUAUUGGGAGCGGACAGUCCCCACUCAGCAUGGAUCUGUAUUGUUUUAUACAACUGAUGAGUCUGAAACCUAUAGAAAUGUCUGCAUGAUGAAUGGUGUAUAUGUUAAUAGGAAAAUAGUGAAUUGCAGAGAAAACCAAAUUGCAAAAUCUAUGCAACAAUAUCGGAUUAUUAACCCCUUAAGGACUGAGCCAAAUGUACACGUUGUGAUCAAAAUAAAACAUAAACAAAACCUGGCAUUUGCAUUACAUGUCUGUCCAACCGUAAUUCACCUCUUUCAUAUUAAAUGCACCCACCCUUAUUAUAUAUCAUUUUAUUCAGGGGAAACAGGGCUUUCAUUUAACAUCAAAUAUUUAGGUAUGAAACAUAAUUUAAUAUGAAUAAAAUAUUAAAAAAGGGAGAAAAUAAGAUUUUUUUUAAAAAUGUUCUUAGUUCUAUGUGACAUUUUAACUGUGAAUGUCAAAAUACUGUUCGCUUUUACUGCAAUAAAAUACACACAUUUGUAUUCAGCGAUGUCUCACGUGUAAAACAGUACCCCCUACGUACAGGUUUUGUGGUGUUUUGGGAAGUUACAGGGUCAAAUAUAGCGUGUUACAUUUUUCAGUUUUUUUUAAAUUGAAAUUCGCCAGAUUGGUUACCUUGCCUUUGAGACCGUAUGGUAGCCCAGGAAUGAGAAUUACCCCCAUGACGGCAUACCAUUUGCAAUAGUAGACAACCCAAGGUAUUGCAAAUGGGGUAUGUCCAGUCUUUUUUAGUAGCCACUUGGUCACAAACACUAGCCAAAGUUAACGUUAAUAUUUGUUUGUGUGUGAAAAAUGCAAAAAAACUAAUUUGAAUUAAGUUCCGUAUACUUUCGGCGUGGGUUGUCAGGCAGGUCCCACAAAAUUGUAAUUAAUAAAAUGACCUAAUUAUGUAAAAUUAUUACAUAAAUAUAUAUGUAAAAUUAUAUAUAAAUCCAAGGUGCUUGCACUCCAGGUAUAUAAUGACUGUGAUGCCCGGUGCGAUUCCAGCAAAUAAAUCAUAGGUAUCCAAAAAAACGGAAUGCACUCCAGGGUCUUCGUAAAGUAACUUUUAAUUCAUAUACAAAAUAAAAAAAUAAACAUCAAUGUUUAGGCUCACAUCCGGAGCCUUCUUCAUCCUGAUGAAGAAAGAAAAUGGUAGAAAAUGAAUAGAACACUAUUAGAAUAAUUAAUCAGCCUGACUUGAUUAUGGAAAAGAUAAGGUGGAUUCAACUAUACUUCUUAAUUUCAGUAAAAACUGAAGAAGGCUCCAGAUGUGAACCGAAACGUUGUUGUUUAUUUUUUUAUUUUGUAUAUGAAUUAAAAGUUACAUUUUACUUUACAAAGACCCUGGAGUGCAUUCCGUUUUUUGGGAUAUAUAUGGUUUGACAACUACAGCGUACUGUAGUGUUUUUGGUGCUUGGAGUUUUUACUUAAAUUAAGAAGUAUAGUUGAAUCCACCUUAUCUUUUCCAUAAUCAAGUCAGGCUGAUUAAUUAUUCUAAUAGUGUUCUAUUCAUUUUCUACCACGCCAUGUUUAUUUAAUAAAUAUUUAAAGGGACACUAUAGUCACCUCAACAACUUUAGCUUAAUGAAGCAGUUUUGGUGUAUAGAACAUGCCCCUGUAGCCUCACUGCUCAAUCCUUUGCCAUUUAGGAGUUAAAUCCCUUUGUUUAUGAACCCUAGUCACACCUCCCUGUAUGUGACUUGCACAGCCUUCCAUAAACACUUCCUGUAAAGAGAGCCCUAUUUAGGCUUUCUUUAUUGCAAGUUCUGUUUAAUUAAGAUGUUCUUAUCCCCUGCUAUGUUAAUAGCUUGCUAGACCCUGCAAGAGCCUCCUGUAUGUGAUUAAAGUUCAAUUUAGAGAUUGAGAUACAAUUAUUUAAGGUAAAUUACAUCUGUUUGAAAGUGAAACCAUUUUUUUUUUUCAUGCAGGCUGUGUCAAUCAUAGCCAGGGGAGGUGUGGCAGGGGCUGCAUAAACAGAAACAAAGUGAUUUAACUCAUAAAUGACAGUGAAUUGAGCAGUGAAAUUGCAGGGGAAUGAUCUUUACACUAAAACUGCUUUAUUUAGCUAAAGUAAUUUAGGUGACGAUAGUGUUUCUUUAACUAUGUCUAGAGAAGUGUUUUCUCAAGCUUUUUAAUAUUUAUUUAGUUAUUCUUAUUAAAGUUCUGAUUUUAUUCUACAUUUAUUCAUUAAAGUGUAGAACUGUAUGAUUUAGUCCUUUAACACUCUGAAAGAGUAUAUUAUGUUUGCCUUGUACGUAGACAGACUUACAAAUAGUUGUUCAGAAAGGUUUUUUUUUUUAUUAUUUUAUUUAUUUAUUUUUUGCCUUUUUACUUUACUUAGCAAUUUAUUAAUGGACACCCCGGACUGGAAGUGACAAUUUUUGUAAUACACUAUACAUACACUCACCUUUUAAAGUUUCUUCAGCUGCUAUCCUUGCUCGAGCAAACAGCAGCAGCAAGUUCUGUCCAGGAAGAGGGUUCUUCCAGAAGGCUUUCAUUGUGGUCUUCAAAGUCUACACUUAUCAAGCAGGUCUUAAUGUAUAUAUUUCACGCCCCAGCAGCAGUUUCAUUCAUAGCAUAAUUGGAACAGCUGAAUGAGCUAGGGCAGUCAUACGGCAAUAUAUCCUAUGUAUCAUUUUAGUUUACUGACGGUCCUCUUUUGUGAAAAGGCUGUGCACAGCAUUCACUUCAGCUGUUGGCCUAGCGUGCAUGCAGCCUCACAUUGUACUGUAAACGUUUUAUUAGGGCAGAGGAGUAAUUAUAGCUUCUCCUUCUGGGUCUUCAUGUGCUAUGACAGGAACAUUAUAAUACUAAGGCAACGUCAAUUCCCCACAAUAAACGGAUUACUGAAAUGACACUGGAUUUUUUUCAGUGCAAUAGAGAUCUUUCACACUGCCAUGUGUCUAAUGAAGGUUACAUAGUUACAUAGCUGAAAAGAUACUUGUGUCCAUCAAGUUCAGCCUUCCUCUUUGCUGUUGAUCCAAAAGAAGGCAAAAAAAACCAAUUCUGAAGCAAUUCCAAUUUUGCAACAAACUAGGAAAAAAAAUCCUUCUUGACCCCAAAAUGGCAGUCAGAUAUCUCCUUGGAUCAAGCAGCUAUUACCCCACUAAUUAGAAAUUAUAUCCCUGUAUGUUAUGUUUUUGUAAGUAUUUAUCCAAUUUCAGUUUAAACAUCUGUAUGGACUCUGACAAAACCACUUCUUCAGGCAGAGAAUUCCAAAUCCUUAUAGUUCUUACUGUAAAAAAAACCAAAAAAAACCUUUCCUUUGCCUUAGAUUAAAUAUCCUGAAAAAGGUCAUUUUUAGAAUCUAUUUUCUAAUAUACCAUGAUUUCCAAUUGUACGGUGGUCACUGAGAUCAUUUUUUAAAUAUAAGAAUAGGUCCCCAAGCUAGUGUUAGGUAUGUAGUUUGAAUACUUGUCAAAAAAUUCCUUUCCAGUGUUUGACAAUAUCCAAAUACAAUUGGCUAAUGAAAGGGGGAUGGGCAUCAAAGCAGUAGGAAAAGUAACACCUUGAUUACAGAUCUGCGCGGAAUCAUAAUGAAAUGUGAGUGCGAUAGCUGUUUGAUGUGGCUAUAUUUUUAUGCCUUUGCUCGUAUUACCAAAACAACCAUAUCUUCUGUUAUAUUAAAUUAUUAAUAUGGCAUUGUCUGGCAACUAAGCCAACCCUUCUGAGGCAUCGUACCUUGGACCUGCAGUUCUUUAACUGUGUACUGCUAUUCACAGGGUUAGGCCGAACUGCAAUGAAUUAAUAUACAAAUGGAAAUAUUUAUGUUAAAAUAGCCAAACUGUUACUAUAUCUAAAUUGGACAUUUUACGUUUUAUUUUUUCCAUCAUUUUUAAAAUGCUUUAAAAAAAAAAAAAUUAAAAAAAAAUAUUUAAGCCUAAAUAUUGCCAUUUAGAUUUCAAUUCACUACAAUUCAGAUUUUAGUGAAUAAACCACAGGUUGUUAAACCCUGGCCCUCCGUUAUUGUUGCACUACUGUUCCAUAAUUCCCUUUCUCCAGCUGUCAGGAAAUUAUGGGGUAUGUAGUUGUACAGCUGGAGGGCCACAGUUCUUUAACCCUUGUAUCUAUCUAUCUCUUUAUUCAGAAAAUAUUUUACUGGGAUAGAUACAUUUAGAUUUUUAUCAUUUUCCAAUAUGGAUAAGCAGCAUAUAGCCGUCUAAAAUAAAACUACGAAUAACACUCCUAGAUGCUGCUUUUCCAUUUAGGUGUGGCUCUUCUCUUUUAGUUAUCGUUAAUUUUCAGUCUGAAUUUUCAUGAUAAUCUUUAGUAGCAUCGGUGUUGUUGCUCGGCAACCUGCGUGCUUAGUACUUAGGGAGUAAAUCUGUGAUGUAGCCUUUCUGCCUCAAAUUCGUAUCUGUAUUCACCUCAAGUAGACUCUGCACACCGCAUACAGGAUUUCCACAGGGGUGUUUCUCCAGCACAGCAGCCCCAUUAAUAAUGAACCUUUUAAACAUGCCACUGGAUAAUACAUUAUUUAUGAACCCACUAACCUUAAAAGGACGUUGCUAUUUGAUUGAAACGUUGCCAGUACUAUGAUAUUGAUGCAUUAAAUUUACUGGAUUUCUUUGUGUCAUGUGCCUUUUUUCUUCUUGGGGAGAACCGAUGAGGGAAUUGACAAUUUUAUACCAUAAUUGAUUAGCUGAGAAUGUGUCCUAUUCUCUUCUGCUUAGACCUGAAAAUUAGCAGUUCCCUGUCAAAUCUCUGUAAUAUUCAAAUCUGUAAUUAAAUAUAUUUUAUAUAUAUGUUUAUAUAUCUUCAUUGAACUUAUGUAUGGGAGCCUGCCAUCCUUUAUUGCUUUAUUAAACUGACCCGGCAAUCUUGUGACUAUAUGAGAUUAUGUAAACAACCUCAGACUAUAGCAGAUACUUUGUGUACAUUGUCUUUAUACAAUCAGAGGGAAGACCGGCUGCUUGCAAGGUGAGAUCUUAAAGGGACACUAUAGUCACCAAAACAACUUUAGCUUAAUAAAGCAGUUUUGGUGUAUAGAACAUGCCCCUGCAGCCUCACUGCUCAAUUCUCUGCUAUUUAGGAGUUAAAUCACUUUGUUUAUGAACCCUAGUCACACCUCCCUGCAUGUGACUUGCACAGCCUUGCUAAACACUUCCUGUAAAGAGUCAUCUAAAGGUUAUCCUUUCUUUAUUGCAAGUUCUGUUAAAUUUUGAUUUUCUUAUCCUCUGCUAUGUUAAUAGCUUGCUAGACCCUGCAAGAGCCUCCUGUAUGUGAUUAACGUUCAAUUUACAGAGCUAAAGAUAAAAUAGUUUAAGGUAAAUUACAUUGAAAGUGAAACCAGUUUUUUUCCUGCAGGCUGUGUCAGUCAUAGCCAGGGGAGGUGUGACAAGGGCUGCAUAAACAGAAACAAAGUGAUUUAACUCAUAAAUGGCAGUGAAACCGGAGAGGCAUGAUCUACACACUAAAACUGCUUUAUUAACCUAAAGACUAUAGUGUUCCUUUAAUGCAGUGUACCAAAAUUGUGGUCAGACUGACUCUGUAUACAGUACCUUGUUCUCAGUGUGUAUAUCCCUUAUCAUAUGGUAUGAGUAUGGCACCCAUGGACAGCCGAUCUGUGUGAGGAACAUAGAACCAUCACGUUUCCGUACUCAGUACAUUAAGUGUACUCCUUUACAUUGAUGGGAAAUAUCCACAGAAGCUGGAGUGUCAGAGAUUGUCCAUGACUAUGCUAAUGUAAAUCGUAUUACUAGUCACAACUUCUUCUGACUGCUUCCUUUGUGUAUUCUCUCCCCAGGGUGAUAAAAGAUUUCAUGAUCCAAGGUGGUGACUUUGUUAAUGUAAGUGUUUAAUUAGAAAUGCAAUUAAUAAUUUUCCUUGACAAUCUAUUUUUUUUCAAUGAAUAUUGAAGAAUAAUGUGGACCUACAAUUAACAUAACAUCUACAGCUUUCUGUUGUUGCCUGGUGUCCCGGAUGCCCAGAGACCAUCUCUCCUCAGAGACAGAGAUAAUGUGACAUUAAACUUUUAUCCAACCUGGAUGACUGAUUAGCUGAGAGUGCUGGGGAUGGAUGUUCAUUCCACAUUGUUAAUGCGGCCCAAGAGGGGCUUUCUCUGGGUGCUAGAUAAUUUAAACUAUAUGAUGUUAAACUGGAGGUAUUGCCAGGGCACCCACAGCAACAUAACCCCUACUGUGAGAGAUUCUCUGUGCUAGAAGUAAUACACAUUCUUUAAUGAAUGUUGAACAUUCUUUUUAAAAAAAACAAACUCAUCAAAUAAGUAAGAUACUGUUUAUAUUUCCUGCUGUCUACAUAGAAACGUAGAAUGUGACGGCAGAUAAGAACCAUUCGGCCCACCGAGUCUGCCCAAUUUUCUAAAUAAUUUCAUUAGUCCCUGGCCUUAUCUUAUAGUUAGGAUAGCCUUAUGCCUAUCCCACGCAUGCUUAAACUCCUUUACUGUGUUAACCUCUACCACUUCAGCUGGAAGGCUAUUCCAAGCAUCCACUACACUCUCAGUAAAGUAAUACUUCCUGAUAUUAUUUUUAAACCUUUGCCAUAGAUCCUCAGGCAAGCUGCAGUUAAGGGGUAUAUUCCAUCAUUCAGAUGUCUCUCAUUAAAGUCAAUUAGGCCUAAUUUUAUUCAAAAAACUACCAUAAAGCAGGGGCUUAUGGUUUUUAGUUUAUUCCUAGCAGCAGUUCUAUUCAUGGCAUUUGGUGAAUGAAGCUAUCAAAUAAUCUGAUUACAGCCAUGUGUGUGUCCAGCCUAUUGGCAAAUCCCUUCUCAAUUUUGGAUAUGGGGUUGUGCAUAACUAUAGUCCAAGCAUGUGUAGUGCUUAAAGUGUCCCUUUAAAGUGAAAGAUUAAAGCUUAUCUUCUGAAAAGUUGACAUUUACUUGAGGACCAAGGACUGUCUCAGCUGUUAUCACAAUCUGGGUCUUUAAGAUUCAGUUCCACAACGAGAUUACCUGUUUAUUUAAUGCUUGCAUUCAUGACCUUAUAGAACUUCUGUUGCUAAAUAAACAAAAUAAAGAGAUUUUCCUGUUGGCACAAUAUUGUGAUGACACCAUGGAAUGCUAUUGGUCAUUAUGUAAUCUGUGCGUUAUUAGUAAAAAUGCCACUAAAAGAUGAUUGUUCCCUCCUCCUCUGAGGUGGCCUCCAGAACGAAUGUGUACUCAACUGCAGGACACACCAUAUUGUAGCUAAUUAACCCUACACUAAAAUCAUAAUAAGAAAAAGUAGUUUCAAUCGGAGUGUUUGCUAGAUAAAGCUAAUUGCAAUCUCAAUGCUUGCUAGAAUUUUUGUUUCUAUGAAGGGCCCCUAUUUAAAGGGACCCAGACCACUUCAGCCUAUUGAAGUGGUCUGGGUGCCAACUCCCAUCACCCUUAACCCUACUAGUGUAAUUAUUGUAGUUUUUAUAAACAGCAAUAAUUACCUUGCAGGGUUAAGUCCUCCUCUAGUGGCUGUCUACCAGCCAGCCACUAGAGGGACUUCCGGGUUCAUAGACAACUUUUGGUCAUCUAAAUGACACUGAACGUCCUCACACUAUGCAUGAGGACUUCCAGCAUCGCCGGAAUCACUCUAGGAAAGCAUUGAAUAAUGUUUUCCUAUGAGGAAAUCUAAUGCGCUCGCAUUAGGUCUCCCUUGUCAGUGGGGUAGGAACGUGUGCGGAGCCUGACCCAGCGCCGAGGGACAUCAGUGCUGGAUUCAGGUAAGUGUCUGAAAGAGUUUUAACCCCUUUAGCGACGUCGGAGGGGGGCGGGAGGGUGAGGGUCACUCCACGAUUCUUUAGUGCCAGAAAAACAGGUUUGUUUUCCUGGCACUAGAGAAUCCAUUUAAAUUUUGUGAUCUUUCAUCACAUAAACAUUGCAAAAUUAAAUUCUGUCAAAAUAAACCUUAUGAUCACAGGUAUGGUCCGCUGUGUCAUUAACUUAGACUUUUAUUGAAUACCGUUGUUUUGGGCAGUAAAAGCAUCAGUGCUCUAGCAGGCGCUCUAGAAGAGACACUCAAUAUAAAACCGUAUGAUUGAACUUUAUGCAGAAGUAACACUAGAAUUAAAAUUAAAAAAACAUUGUGUGUAAUUGUGUGGACCCAUUUUCCUGACUUUCAUUUUCUCAGUUUUAGCCCUUCAUGCUAAUUGCCUUAUUUUUAAUAGAUGAGUUUUAAUCCUUUCCAAAUUUUCACUAAUUAAAUUGAGGAGAUUAAUUUGCGAGAAUCUAAUAUGGUCAUGCACGUGUACUUAUUGUAACAUAUGUAGCUCUCCCAUACUUCUCUGCUCAUGCAAGUUGAAUUAGGUUUCUGAAUCUAAUUUUGCCUUCACUGAAAUGACAAGUUUUUGCAAUAACAGAAUCAUGCCGGUUUCUCUCUAGGGAGAUGGCACAGGGGUUGCAAGCAUAUACAGAGGUCCAUUCGCCGAUGAAAACUUCAAACUAAAGCAUUCUGCCCCUGGUCUUCUCUCUAUGGUAAGUACAUAGGUUCUCCUGGUUUUUAUAUAGUGUCAGUAAGAUGAAUAUUAGAAUCUUUGCUUCUCCUGUUGUUCAAAGUUUCUCAUGACCCGUAGUCAGUCUGAUGGGUCUCAAUGCUUUGAAAGGAAAUUCUGUUGUCAUGAAUGAAUUACUGCCAAGAAACUGUAUGAUUUAUCCAGGUAUUUUAUGGUAGUACUGCGACACCACUCAAGCUGCCUUGCAUUUAACCUGUAUUUAACAGCAAGCUAGGCAGAAAGACAAGGACCAACUACUGUAGAACUGUGAUGUCUAACCUUGACAUGUCGAUAUCUGUCAACUCCAUUUCCCAUGUUGUCUGUCCAUACUACCCGAAAUGCUUGCCCCCACCCUCAGGGUCCCACUCCCGUGGCGCUGAAGGGGGAGGAAGGGGUUAAUCCCUUACCUUUUUUCCGGCGCCGGGCUCCCUCGGGGUUGGCACUCUUCUUCCGUCAUUGGCUGAAUGCGCAUGCGCAGCAAGAGCCGCGCGCGCAUUCAGCCAGUCUCAUAGGAAAGCAUUCUCAAUGCUUUCCUAUGGAUGCUUGCGUGCUCUCACUGUGAAAAUCACAGUGAGAAGUGCGGAAGCGCCUCUAGCGGCUGUCAAUGAGACAGCCACUAGAGGCUGGAUUAACCCAUUUGUAAACAUAGCAGUUUGUUUACAGCAAAAAGGGUUAAACCUAGCUGAACCUGGCACCCAGACCACUUCAUUAAGCUGAAGUGGUCUGGGUGCCUAUAGUGGUCCUUUAACCAUAACUUAUGUACACCAUUACCAAAUCCCAAGUGUGUUCCAUAGAAACAGAUAUUUGUGGCAGAGUAGGGAGAAUUAUUUUGCCGCCUUAAGAUAUGUACCCCUGAAUCUCAGACUUCUUUCAUUCUAAGGUACUCGUUUUCCUGGCACUAUAGUGCCCUGAGGGUGCCCCCACCCUCAGGGACCCCCUCCCGCCCGGCUCUGGAAGGGGGAAAGGGGUAAAAACUUACCUUUUCCAGCGCUGGGCGAGAGCUCUCUGCCUCCUCCUCCUCAUGCCCCGGCCGCUGAAUGCACGCUGCGCGGCAACAAGAUUCAGUCGGUCUCAUAGGAAAGCAUUUACAAUGCUUUCCUAUGGACGCUGGCGUGCUCUCACUGUGAUUUUCACAGUGAGAAGCACGCAAGCGCCUCUAGUGGCUGUCAAUGAAACAGCCACUAGAGGAUUAGGGGGAAGGCUUAACCCAUUCAUAAACAUAGCAGUUUCUCUGAAACUGCUGUAAUUAUGAAAAAAUGGGUUAAGCCUAGCUGGACCUGGCACCCAGACCACUUCAUUAAGCUGAAGUGGUCUGGGUGCCUAGAGUGGUCCUUUAAGUGACACAUAAAUAAUAAAAUAGAAGGCAAAAUGUAGGCUUAAAAUGGCAGAGUUGUAAAAAUUCUCCAGUUCUGCUUUUUCCAUAUUAUAUAGUGUUUAACAUUUUUUCUGACAUUAUACACCACUUAUUGGGAGUUAUUCACUAAACAAUGUAUUAUUGUAAAGUAAAAACUGAAUUUCAAAUUUCAGGUCAUAAUAAUCGAGUUGGAUAAAACUCCCCAACUCCAUUUUAGUCACAGCUUGACUACUUUAGUCUGAAAUUUACAGUUUGGUUUCCAGCUUCCAGCAAUCUACUAUUAAUCGAAUAACCCCCACUAUUUAUAAAUGAACUUUUACCUGUUCAGGUAGUACAGUUCAUACAAUGUGGCAUUUGUUUUAAAGUAGCAUACUGUGUUUCUUUCGGCUUAUGUAGGUCUUGCACGGACACAGAAUGUGUUCAAUGACUAUAUAUGUGCUAUAAAUGAAAAAAACUUUUAUUAAAAAGCAAUUGGAGUUUCUUACAGGCAUGCACAUAAACAUUAAGUAAUGAGAACCUUUAAAAAUACAAUCAUCUUUCCUAGCUCCCAGUAGGUGGCCUGUUCUCUGCUACCAGACCACCUGCCGUGAUGAAAAAGCAAUAAGCAACUUAAAGGCACAGGCUCUGCAGCCGCUCCCAGUGCUGGUUUCAUGCAUACUAAUGCAUAUUUGCCAUUGCAUUUCUGUUACUCACAUGACCUUUAUGAUUUAAAGUCUGGUUUGUGACACUCCUACACAUUGUGCCUCAUUAACCCCAAGAGGAGCAGAAAUAUUCGUUGCCAUCCUCACAAUCUUUUCUUUGAACAUCACGGAGGAACAUUCCGUUUUGAAAUAGUGUAUUUAAAGAUCUUAUCGCUAUGACAGUUCAUUUGCUUGCUUUGAAACCAUUUCUUCAAUUUAUUUCACGUCCUUUUAUUAAAAGGAAAAAAUAAUGUUUUGUUUUUCUCUGCAGGCUAACAGUGGUCCAGGUACAAACGGCUGUCAGUUUUUUAUCACAUGCUCGAAAUGCGAUUGGUUGGAUGGGAAGCAUGUGGUUUUUGGUGAGAGUUUUCUAUGAAACAGAUUAGAUAUAUAUAUUGUAAUUUUACUUCUUUUUAAAAUAUUCCUUAUUUAGUUUAUUUUUUCUUCCGUGAUAUAGGCAUCACUUGUUAGUAUAAUCAUGUCCGUUAUGUAAACGAAAUUGCAGCUUUUAGAUCAAAAUAGUUCAAUUGUGUCCAUUCAGUAUUCAUAUCGUUAUUCCUGUCAUAUUGAUGUAGCAAGCUCCAUAUUGUUGUUUUCUACCUACAUGGGCCAUGUUGUUAUGCACGGUUUUGUGUUACAUUGCUAGUAAACUUUGAAUGAUUUUAAAAAUAAAAUAUAGUGAAGUUGUAAGAUUCCCCCCUUUCCCCCUUUUUUGACCAAAAAAACAUUCUUGUGUCCUCACUUUAUUUAGUUAAUAACAUCAAAACAAAUUUGUGAUUGAAAUUUGUUGUUCUCCAUAAAAAAGGAGUUUCAAUUGCCCUGUAGGAAUAAAAAGAUGACUUUUCUACUAGGAUGUAUUCUACAUCAAUAACUAUAACAUAAACAGACACUGUAAGCACUAAGAUCACUUAAUGAUCUUUAAAGGUUACUCCAACCAAAAAACAUUUUUUUUAUUUUAUUUUUAUAAAACACUGGUUUUGGUUAGGGUAACCUUUCCUAUCCUGCUCCCCCAACAAAAAAAAAAAAUAAUAAACUUACCUCUGUUCUAGAGUGCAAGGCAAUUCUCCCUGAUCCUCCUCCAGUGACAUUGCUCCCCAUAGCUGCAGGGGAGGGAUGUAGGAGGAGAACAUGGCGGUAUAGAGUGCUCGGCCAAGGUGCCAUUGUAACCCUCUCGCCAGCAUGUCCUGUAUGCACAGAAUUGACUCUUCAAUGAUGGAGUUACACCUCUGGCAGCAAAGGGGUUAAAAUAUCUGAGAGUAGGAUUUCAUAGCGAAGUGCUACACAUGCAGGCUCCAAGAAUCAUGACCACUUUAAAUCACUGAAUUGGCCAUGGUACUUGGAGUAACCCUCUAAUGAAGAAAUUAUGGGGCAUAAAUGCUACUUGCAAUUGAAAACAGUGCAGUUUAACCCCUUAAUGACGUUAUGGCGUUCUAUGACGUCCCCAUUUAAAUGGGCUUUAAAGCCGUUGCGGCGGCAUAGAACGCCGUUACGGCUUAAGCCGCCAGGAGGUGAAAUUUACUUACCUCCGCCGCAAUCCUCUUCAGAAGGCAGCCCUCCCCUGGCAAAUCAGGCCCCCAGGGGCCAUGUGAUCACUCUCAAAGAGCGAUCACAUGGCCCCCUAUAGCUGCCUGUGGAUCUACCAGCAGGGGGACUGUCUGAAAUGUCAGACAGUCCCCCUGCUGGUGGGAAGAAUAAUAAAAAUAUUAUUGAACAUGUUUAAAAUCAAUUAAAAGUAUUUCUAUAUAAAUAUAAAAUAUAUAUAUAUAUAAUAUAUAUACAUCUUAUUUAUAUGUAACGUCAUACAUAGUGUAUUUUAAAGUUAAUAUAAAUAUAUAUAUAUAUAUAUAUAUAUAUAUAUAGAUAUAUUAGUAAUAAAAUACACUUAGAAUGAUGUUACAUAUAUAUAAGGUAUAUAUAUUAUAUAUAUAAUACAUCUAUUUAUUUUAUAUUUAUAUAUACACGUAUAGUUACAAUAAUAAAUAAAAUAAUUUAAAAUAUAUAUUUAAAAAAAUUAUAUAUACAUAUGUAAUUUCAUUCUAACUGUAUUUUGUUAUUAAUAUAUAUUGGUAACAAAAUACACUUAGAAUUACAUUCUAUAUCUAUCUAUAUAUAAAAUACAAAUAACCGCAAAUAUAUACACAUAAAUAUAUAUAAUUACUUAAAUAACUACAUAAGUGUACACGUAGACUUUACUUACAUAUAUAUAUAUAUAUAUAUUAAAAUUCUACGUGUAUAUUUAAGUAAUAUUUUAAUAUAAUUAUGUGAGUUAAUUAAUUAAAAUUUGAUUGACAUGCCUGACAACCCAGGCAGAAAGUGCAGAGAAUUUGAAUUGCAAGCACUCUAUUUAACCCUGUAACUUUCCAAGACACCAUAAAACCUGUAUAUGGGGGGGUACUGUUUUACUCGGGAGACUUCACUGAACACAAACAUUAGUGUUUCAAAAUGGUAACUUGUAUUAAAACGAUGAUAUUUUUAGUAAAAAUGAAGUUUUUUGCAUUUUUCACACACGAAUUGCACUUUUACUGACAAUAUUAUUGUUGUAAUAUGUUUUACUGUUUUAAAACACUUAUUUUUGUGUUCAGUGAAGUCUCCCAAGUAUAACAGUACCCCCAUGUACAGUUUUUAUGGUGUUUUGGAAAGUUAGAGAGUCAAAUAUAAGGCUUGCAUUUCAUUUUUUUCACAUUGAAAUUUGCCAGAUUGGUUAUGUUGCAUUUUGAGACCGUUUGGUAGCCCAGGAAUGAGAAUUACCCUCAUGAUGGCAUACCAUUUGCAAAAGUAGACAACCCAAGGUAUUGCAAGUGAGGUAUGUCCAGUCAUUUUAAGUAGCCACUUAGUCACAAACACUGGCCAAAUAUUAGUUUUUUGCUUUUUUCACACAAAAACAAAUAUGAAUGCUAAAUUUGACCAGUGUUUGUGACUAAGUGGCUACCACAAAAGACUGGACAUACCCCACUUGCAAUACCUUGGGUAGUCUACUGUUGCAAAUGGUAUGCCAUCAUGGGGGUAAUUCUUAUUCCUGGGAUACCACACGGUCUCAAAGGUAACAUUACUAGUCUAGCAAAUUUCAAUGUGAAAAACCUGAAAAAUGGAAUGUGCUAUAUUUGACCCUGUAACUUUCCAAAACACCGUAAAAUCUAUUGUACUCAUGAGACUUUUCUGAAUCCAAAUAUGUGCUUUUUUGCAGUUAAAGCUAACAGUAAUAUGACAUUUACAGCUAAAAUGUGAGGCGGAACUACACAUUUUUUUUUUAAUAAAAAUUUACUUUCUCACUGAUUUUUUUUAAUUUUAUUUAUAAUAAAUUGUUUCAUAUAUGAAUAGUUCAUGUGAAAUUAAAUCCCUGUUUCUCCUGAAUAAAAUGAUAUAUAAUAAGAGUGGGUGCACUUUAUAUGAAAGAGGUGAAUUACGGUUGAACAGACAUAUAGCGCAAAUUCCAGUUUUUGUUUACAUUUUGUUUCGAUUAGAACGUGUACUAUUGACUCCGUCCUGAAGGGGUUAAUAGAAUCUGCAAUGUUUACAUUUAGCAGUUCCUAUUCCUCUACUGGCUGUCUUUCAGAAUGAUUCUAAUUUGCAUCUGGUAUCAGCAUCCCAAGUACUAACAAAACAAGAGUACUCUUGGAGACUCAGGGCAGAGAAAAACCACAUGUUCAGAUACAAUGUUCCUUUAAUCCAUGUGUUAAUAAAGUACAAAAAUACAAAAAAGGACAAAAUAGCAAGGUGCACAAAUUGCUUGACAUUUACGUGAGUCAUUUUUAAUAAAAUGUUAAGUUUAUGAUAGCUGUUUUCAGUUGUGCUUUUAUUAUUAUUUAAGAUCAUUAAUGUAUUUUUUCACAAAGCUAAGAAAAGCUACUCCCAUUACAUCUGACAGUAUUAUCGUAAAUUAUUGAAAAUCAUAGUCCCUAGUCCAAAACCUCUCUGUAGAUUUUAAUUGCUCCAUUAUCGCUUUCACAAAGCUCCAAUGUAGUCUGUCUGAGAGGUAGCACUCACAUGACUGUCUAAUUGCAAUCAUGUUUAUUACAUCAAUAAAACAAAAUGUACAUUUUAUAACUGCUACACAGCAUAUAAAUGACAUGGAACUGAGGUUCUUAACUCUCUUAAGACAGAACCCAAAACUGGAUCCUGAUUGGCUGGAGAAAGCACAUUGUGUAAUCAAAUCCUAGACUAGUACCCACAGUAAGCUACCCACAGUAAGUUGUUUAUUGCAGAAUGCUAUGAUUUUUCCAUUUCAACGGAGACCACUUUGGAGCUGCAAUGCAAAACGUCUAAUGAAAGGGAUUUUUUUUAAUGCAUUUUAGUAUUUAGUCAUGGAGUGAACUUUACAAUUGAAGACUAAAAUGGCAAAAUAAUACAGCGUACACAAUUUGGGUCCUUGUUAACAAAGGUUAAGAAUCACUGCCAUGGGUGGGAAAACUUAUUUUGUUGUUUUGCAAUUGUGUUACAAUGCUGUGUAAAAUAUUUUUUGCAAAUGAUCUGAUUAUGGCUAUAUUUCUGUUCUUAGGCAAAGUUAUUGAUGGACUUCUAGUCAUGAGAAAAAUUGAGGUAAUUCAGUUGUUUUUAGUCUAACGUCAUAUAAUGUACUGGUGAUAAUACAAUGAUCCAUUUUUAAUCCAUUUUAUCCUUCUUGCUGCUGUUGGACAUUUCCCAAAAUUCUUUGGUGACUCGCAGAGAAUUAUGUGAAAUUUAGGACAACUCACACCUGGAAGGGCUAGAACAUACAAUAUAAGGAAAACUAAUCCCAAUGGAAAAUAAGUCCCAGCUUGCCAAUUUUAAACCAUAUUUUAUAAAAAUGGCUGCAAGCUUUACCACAACUCACUGUUUAGUGAACAAAUCCCUGCAGUCUCUGCAAACACGUUUUCUUGCUCUUAACAACAUGUCCUGGGUGUGGAAAAAAAAUGUCUUGGGCACACCCAAUUCAACACUGAUAAACUUGGUUUAUUGCCUGCUGGUGUCUACAAUAAAACAUUAAUCAGUUCAAAGACUCGGUUGUUUCUGUAAAGCAUAGCUCUGUACUUUCACUCAAUAAUCCUUACUUUUACAAACCACGUGCAUGGUGCCAUGAAGCACCUUGUACAGGUAAAUUUGUUAAACUUCUUCCAUAUUGCUCUGUGUACCAAGGGAGGGCAUUUGUUUGUUUUGCUUAAAGGCAAUAUUCCUUCCUCCAUGUAGCUUUGGAAGAGUGCAGUCCCAUCAGUCAGCAGUGUUUGGUUUGUGUGUGUGUGUGACUGAAUAUUUGGCAAGGCUGUUGAAAAGAGGUAAAAAGGCAUGUUGCUUCUCACAGUGAAAAAAAAAUCUCUACAGACAGUGUUGUAUAAGCACAAUAAAACCUAAUGUAAAAAUCACUCCAUGUAAUGCAUCAUAUUAGUUGCACAAUUCAAUAAAUAUUUUUCAAUCUAUAAGUGGUAUUUAACUAUUGUGUCCCCAUAUAUGCUUGUUCUCUAGAUGCCUAUUGGAUUUAUGGAGCAGAAGAUCAUAAUGUAUCUUAAAUUGAAGGCUAUCCUUAGAUAAAGUUUUCAUUCAAAAGCAUUUUAUGAAAAUAAAUCAGAUUUUAAAUAAAAAAAAAUAAUAUGGAUAAAAGAUAAAUUAAAAAUAAACAAAAAUAUUUUUUAUAUAUAUGUUUUUUAUUGCCCAAAUCACACAUUAUAUGAUGCCAGCAAUGUAUUACUGUCCACAGAGUGGUAGUGACUGCAUACAGAGGAUUCUGUUAAUUCUAGUCACAUUCAAUUACCGGAUGUGGUCAAUCUCAUACAUGCUGAAUAAAACGACGAUAAGGUUCAUGCACUCCACUAUAGACAGAUGUAAGGCAAUCUUUAAUUGGAAUACCUAGAUACAAGAAACAACGUUUCGGUCUCAAGUCUGACAACGCUUUUUAUCUUGGUUUGAUUAAUUUUAUAGUAAUAACCAUGUGCAAAGGUAUUUCCGUUGUUGACUUACAAUGCACGCUGUCUGAGUUUGUUAUACUUUGUCAAUUACUGUACUUAUGGAACACUUUUGUGAUUUAAAAAAAUUCUGUAUUUUAAAAUGUUUGUUAUAAUAUAUCAUCUAAUUUUUUUUGUUUUUAUGUACUUUGACAGUUUUGAAAAAUCACUUGCCUACUUUUCCCACUUCCUGUUUUUCUGACAACCAUCUUUAUGCACCUUUUGUCAGAUUAUCAAUUUACUGACUACAUGCUCACUAUUUUGCAGCUCUUACUGACAAUCUGACUGCAGGUGCAUAAAGAUGGCUGUAAGAAAGGGGUAGAGUCAAAGGCAAACAAAAAACUAAUAAAACCGGGUGGUGGACUUUGCCCCAGAGUGUUCCUUUAAGACAAUGUUCAAUGAUUAUAGGACUACGGCCAGUUCUGAACCAACACAAUGUAUUUAAUUAGAAGCAUGUAGAGAAAGAGUUACUUAUCCCUAUUAUGCACGGUAGUAAAAAUUAUAUUUUUGUAAAUGUUAUGUAUUGUAAAGCUAUCUAAGGCUUUCCGUUUCAACAUUUGAUCUCCACAUUUCAGAAUGUACCUACAGGUCCCAACAAUAAGCCCAAGCUACCAGUUAUUAUUGCUCAGUGUGGCGAAAUGUAAAUCGAGGUGAGUAACAGUAUUAACGAUGGUCGCUAUGCCAAAUAGACUCCCACUUUCUUUGAAGAUGUUGGUUUGUUGUGUAUUCUGCCUUAGAUCUUUCUGUGUUGCCUCUCUUAACAUUUAAGGGCAACUCGGUAAAGUGAGAAUCAAAGUGAAUUAAAAUUUAAGGUCACAGUAGCCAAUCGGAAAGCAUAGCUGACUUAGAGAAUAUUUCCAGUUCAGCUUCUUUCACCUUAAAUUUUAAAUUAACUUUGAAUUCUUAGUCUAGAGAAUAACCCUGUAUAUGUCCAAAAAUGUGUGUUUUUUAAUGCAUGUAAUUAAUAUUUGAAAAAAAGUAUGAUUUCACUAAAAUUUCCUGAAAUAUUACUUAAACUGUAUGAACCUACCUUUCAUUAGCUACAUUACUUACAUUUGUAGCUAAUGGAGACCCCCUUUUUGCCCAGUGCUUACUUCCUUGUUAGUUCUGGGCAUUGUUCAGUUAAAUGCUUUUCAUAAAGUAUUGAUGGCAAAUCUCUUUUCUAAAGAUUCUCAUGAAGAUGGUCGGUUGUAUUGAAAGUUACUGAUUCACAUGGAAAAAACAUACUACUACUAUAGGGCUGUGUUAGUGCAAGUGCGUUAUUACGUAUAUUUUUUUAUGUAUCUGUUAAAAUUUUGAGUUGCCUAAUAAAGCUAUUAAGGGCUAAAAUUCUUAUCAUGCUCUGCCAACCACUUGUGUUUUUAUUUCCCCAUUGACUUUUGCUUGUAGGAAAAGAUACUGUGGUCUUCAUCUGCUAUAGGUGCAGACCACAUGCUCCCUUGUGCUUGCAGAGGUUCCCUCUGGGUAUGCUGAGGAGAUCCUCCGAUCUACUGAGCGGGUCUUUUGAGUCUAGUAGCCUUGCGUGCCAUACCAAGGGAUGACUCUUGUCCUACAAUGAUCUCUUGUGACGCACACGGAACAUCUGCCAGUAAUGUCAGCUAAAUGUACACUAGCUUAAUAUUAGUCAUGUUAAUUUGUUUGGAAUAAUGUUUAAACUAAUAUUGAUUUCAAAAGUGGUUAAAACCUAGUUAUGACAGGUUUAUCAUAAUGGAGAAUAGCUCCUAAAGCAAUGAUUAUAUAAUUUAAGGUAAAGAUACAUUAUAUAUUUCAUUUGGAGCUAUUAUUUUAAUAAUUAAAAGGCCCUUAUUCAUGCAUUAUUAUAUAGAUAAUGUGUUAAAACAUUAAUGGAAAAAUAUACUUUUUAAUAUCCUGAAACUGCAUAGCUCAGAGUAGCAAUCUACAGGUUCAGGCCGGUCCGUCACACCAGGAAGAAGCUCAGCCAAUCAAGAACCUCUCAUUCUGGGACAUGGGUUCUGAUCAUAUCCCAUGAGUGCUUAAUAUCUAUACAUUUACUGGAAUUUCUACUAAAGUAAUGCGACUAUAAAUAAUUAUUUUAUUUGUAUUGUCUUGACAAUGAAAUAUAUCUCAAAAUAUUUCUGCACAUUGUGCAAUACCAAAUCAUUCUUUGAUGUGCUGUGCUGUAUUUGUUAUUUGUAUUGCAUUCAUAUAAUAUAUAUAUAUAUAUAUUUUUAUUCUUUUUAACAGCUGCAUGCUGACAUCCGGGAGCCUGAAAUGUACACAUUGGUGACUGUACAGUGAUCACAAUGUUUAUUCUUUGAGAGUUGUGUUUUUUUUGUUACAAAUAUUUUUUAAUAAACAACAUUUGGUUACAUUCA